CACAUGGCUACUGCUACCCUUAUCUUACAGCCUUAGCUUACCUCAAAUUCAAUGGCAUUCAUUUCCACUACCCCACUAUCCGUCAAAUCUCUUAACCUUUCUUCUUCUUCUUCUUCUUCUUCUUCUUCUUCUUCAAAGGCUCCCCAUCACCUACAAUCUUUCUCAAAGCCAUUACGGGUAUUUUGUCAUAUCAAUUCUGAAAAGGAAGGAUUAAUUCUUGAUUGUUCCUACACUGCAAAACCCGGCAACUGGAGAACCUUUGUUUCAACUGCAUUGGCAGCUGCAGUUGUUGCAUGUAGCUCCGACAUCUCUGCUCUUGCUGAUCUAAAUAAAUAUGAGGCAGAAACUCGUGGCGAAUUCGGGAUAGGAUCAGCUGCCCAAUUUGGUUCUGCAGAUCUCAGGAAAGCAGUACAUGCGAACGAAAAUUUCAGAAGAGCAAAUUUCACUGCUGCCGAUAUGAGAGAAUCUGAUUUCAGUGGUUCAACCUUCAAUGGUGCAUACCUUGAGAAAGCAGUUGCAUAUAAGGCUAAUUUUACAGGUGCGGAUUUAAGCGACACACUGAUGGAUCGCAUGGUACUUAAUGAAGCUAAUCUCACAAAUGCUGUGCUGGUUAGGACAGUUUUAACUCGGAGUGAUCUUGGGGGUGCUAUUAUUGAUGGAGCUGAUUUCAGUGAUGCUGUUCUGGAUCUUCCACAGAAGCAGGCUCUUUGCAAGUAUGCAAGCGGAACAAAUCCCGUUACAGGGGUAAGCACCAGAAAAAGCUUAGGUUGUGGAAAUAGUCGAAGAAAUGCUUAUGGUAGCCCCUCCUCUCCUCUAAUUAGUGCUCCACCUCAGAAACUGCUUGAUCGGGAUGGUUUCUGUGACUCAGACACUGGUCUUUGUGAAGCAAAGUAAUUUUGAAAACUGCUGUUGUGCCAACAUCUGAUAUAUGUACAUAGAUACAUCAAGGAGAAGUGCAAUCAAAUGACGUUUUUCCCUUGAAA
Pistacia vera is the source of this 983-nucleotide messenger RNA. Its product is annotated as thylakoid lumenal protein TL20.3, chloroplastic. Bases 52 to 894 code for a protein of 280 amino acids. The transcript is spliced from 7 exons. The record is from RefSeq and is a predicted model, not a curated record. NCBI's taxonomy places the organism in Eukaryota, Viridiplantae, Streptophyta, Magnoliopsida, Sapindales, Anacardiaceae.